AAGAAGAAUUCUAUGUAACAUAAAAUUCAAUUAGGUUAGGUACCAUUUUUUAAAAUUAAACGGAAAAAAACGAUCGAACCUUCAAAACUCCAAAUCAACUAAAAGAUCAUGGACCCAGACGAAGUAGAAUUUUUAGGAGAAAAACAGUACAUAUCGAUUAUCCCAACAUUUAACAGUGGUGUCCUUCACUUGAUAUCUGGGGAUGUAGGCCCAUUUCGAGCCAGUUUACCUGUAAGGGUGCCUCUUUGGAUGGCCAUAGACUUGAAACGUCAACAAAAAUGUAAAAUUCAACCUUUAGACUGGAUGGAUGUGGAUCAUUUGGAAAACAUCAAGGAAAAUGAAAAAACCUCCAAACUUUUUACAAAAAUGCCUAGUGAGCACUAUAUGAUUGAAGCAAAAUUAUUAUUAGGCUGUGCCUCAGAUGAUGUACCAAGGGCAGACGAAAUCAGAACUAUUAUAAAAGAUAUUUGGGAUAUAAGAAUGUCCAAAAUAAGAUCAUCAGUGAAUAAGCUGAUAAAAGAUGCAGAGUCCUAUGCUGAUGUUACAAAUUUAACCAUUUUAGAAAUCAAUUCAAUCAAGCCAAUAUUUCCACAUGUUUUAGACCAAAUUCAUCGAAUAAAAGCGACUCGCAAACCUCCAGGAACUCAGAGUCAGAAUACUACAAUUUUGUCAACGUCAGCACCCUCAACGUCAUUCCCCAUUUCAAAAUAAUCUUAAAUGAACUUUCAAUAAAUUAUCUUCCUUUCAAUAAUAA
This is a messenger RNA of Leptinotarsa decemlineata (Colorado potato beetle), 754 nucleotides long. RefSeq names its product DNA replication complex GINS protein PSF2-like protein (gene Psf2). The record is from RefSeq and is a predicted model, not a curated record. NCBI's taxonomy places the organism in Eukaryota, Metazoa, Arthropoda, Insecta, Coleoptera, Chrysomelidae. Gene Ontology annotation, cellular component: nucleus; GINS complex. Gene Ontology annotation, biological process: DNA replication; double-strand break repair via break-induced replication.